Molecule: messenger RNA, 2394 nt
Organism: Zea mays
Lineage: Eukaryota; Viridiplantae; Streptophyta; Magnoliopsida; Poales; Poaceae
Exons: 10
Coding region: 193-1998 (601 amino acids)
Biological process (GO): protein phosphorylation
Molecular function (GO): protein kinase activity; ATP binding
Source: RefSeq, a predicted model, not a curated record
GACCAGAUCCGAAGCCACGCUUCCAGCCUCUUGUUGUCACUUAUUAGCUAUCUCUCAGCUAACCUCCCUAGGAAGAAUAAUAAGCUGCAAAAGGCACAAGGGCGACGCCGAUACCGAUGCAAAUACCAUAGCGUUGAUGUAAAGUGGCGCCAGAGGAGAAAAAAAGCACAUGUAGGAAGCGAGCCGAGAAACAUGGACGAGGAAGAGGUCCAUAUCGCAGUUGGGAAGAACUCAAGAAAGGAGAAAGCCAACAUACUGUGGGCCGCCGCCAAUUUCCCCAGGGCCACCAUCGUUCUUGUCCAUGUUCACUGGCCCUCCAAGUGGAUGCCUUUCAUGGGUGGCAAAGUGCUAUACAAGUUCGCUGAUGAGAAGGAGAAGGAGAUGCAUAGAGGCAGAGAAAUGAAAGUAAUGGUCAAUAUGUUAUCACAGUACAAAAAAAUGUGCGGGACGAGAAAGGUUAGUGCACAUUACCUUACACAUGAUGACACUGUUGCCGGUGUUGUGAACCUCAUAAAGAAGCUCAAAAUUAAAAGAAUAGUCAUCGGUUCAAGGAACAUGUCAAGGCAAGUUGUGGUUCGCCAGUGCUGUCAGGUUUGGCUGGUACUCAACGGCAAACACAUCUCCACCAGCAAUGAUCACCUGGAAUAUAGUGAAAAUAUAGGAUAUGGAGGGGGGAGCUCAGGUAUUUUGGCAUCUAUACAUGAGCUAGGUGAGGAAUCUGACGGCUACGUGACACCACGAAGUGAUCUUGUAGACGAAACCAUGGAUGAGGAGUCGGCUGAAAUGAAUGAUUCUGAUCAAUUAGUAACGGAAGAUGAAACAUUGACUGAACAAGGCACAGAGGAAUCAGUCACUUCUGAAGACAUGGAAAACUUUUUUCAAGAGAAUGCUGAUCAGUCUGAUGAGAUACAGAAUUUCAGAAACAUAGCUGACAAGGCUGAAAAAAUCAUGGAGGAAAUAGACCGGCUGCAAAAGAAACUGAAACAGCUGCAAGGAGAGGAGCGUAAUCACGACGAGAGGAGCUUGUCACCUAGACAAAUGGCUGCGUCACUGAAGCGAAAGAGUCUAUCAGAGCCUAGAUAUCCAGAGCUGCAGAUUCCAGAGAACAUUGAACAAUUCUCGAUGUCGCAAAUCGAAAAGGCGACCGACAACUUCCACUCAAGAAAUUUCAUCGGAGGAGGAGGUUAUGGCCCAGUCUACAAGGGAAAAGUGGGCAGCACAUCAGUGGCUAUUAAGCUGCUGAAGCCUCGUGGUAGACAAGGUUUCUCAGAGUAUCAGCAAGAGGUGGUGGUGCUGAGCAAAUUGGAGCACCCACACAUCGUGAGGCUGAUUGGCGUGUGCCCGGAGUCGUGCGGCCUGGUGUACGAGCACCUCCCCAACGGCACGCUCAAGGACAGGCUCUCCAAGGGCCUCCUGUGGAAGGACCGCGUCAGGAUCCUCGGCGAGCUGCGCUCUGCGCUGGCGUACCUCCACUCCAGGCGGCCCCACGCCAUCAUCCACGCCGACGUGAAGCUGACCAACAUCCUCCUGGACGCCGGCAACGCGAGCCGGCUGGGAGACUUCGGGACGGCGCGGGCGGUGCACGUGAAACCGCUGGAGGAGGAGACCAUCGGCCGCCGCACGAACCCGAUGGGCACGGCGGGGUACAUGGACCCCGUGUUCUUCAUGACCGGCGAGCUCACAACGGAGUCGGACGUGUACGCGUUCGGCAUGGUGAUUCUGCAGAUGCUCACGGGGCUGCUGGAUCUCAACGUCGCGGAGCAGGCGCGCGAGGCGGUGAAGAUGGACGCCGUGCACAGCGUGCUGGACGCGUCCGCCGGGCCCUGGCCGGAGGUGCAGGCCGAGAAGCUCAUGAAGCUGGCGCUCAGGUGCUGCAGCCUGGAGAGGAGGCGGCGACCGGCGAUCACGUCCGAUGCCGAGUGGAGAUCGCUCGACAUCCUACGGGCUAUGGUAAACCCAGCUAGUAAAUCCUGGAAAUGGAAUUCCCAUGCCAGCUGAAUUUACUGUAUGUAUGCACCUCCCAGUACAUGCCUUGCUGUAGCCUGCAGAUGCCAUGAAACACAGUAGGGGUAGCUAGUGAUUCUUCUUGUGAUUAGAUAUAGAUAAGCAAAAAUCUAAGAAUUGAUGUGCAUUACUAGAAUAUAAGUAUUCAGGGGUAGUACAGUAGAGAAACAAGAGAUGGAGCAGACAGAAAUCAUGCUACAUAUGAAGCAGCAAUUGGUUAGCCAAGAUGAUGAUGGUGCACGGUUAUUUUUUGGGAAAUCUGCACCUACUCAUGUUCAGUGUCCCUUGCAGGAUGCAGAAAUAUUAUGUGUAUAUUGGUAGACGGUAAUAUAAAUCUGACUAUGCACGUUUUGUUCAAGAUUUAUUACACGAAACGGUACUGCUGAUGCA